Messenger RNA from Aspergillus fumigatus Af293, 1896 nucleotides. It is a transcript of the gene aaaA, whose product is annotated as putative AAA family ATPase. The coding region runs from base 1 to 1896 and encodes 631 amino acids. The record is from RefSeq and is a predicted model, not a curated record. Gene Ontology annotation, molecular function: ATP binding; ATP hydrolysis activity. The transcript is spliced from 3 exons. Lineage: Eukaryota; Fungi; Ascomycota; Eurotiomycetes; Eurotiales; Aspergillaceae.
AUGCGGUACGGACGUCGUUCUCGGGACAUCAUUCCUUCCGAAGACAGUGAGUCGGACAUAAUGGAGGUCAUCAACGACAACGUCAUUGUCGCCAGCAAGAAAGAUACGGAAGACAAUGCAGAUGACAUGGCCGAAACUGUCAAGUAUGCCCCCCCAGGGACGAUCUGCGAGGUACACAACCUCUACCAGUCCAAACGCGAUGACAAUGGUCGCACUUCGUGGACCAAGAAGAAGCCCGAUGAUCUCCCCAGCACAGGUGAGGACCCGGAGUCGGCUCAGUAUGCUCUCAUUGUCCGCCAUGUCAAGUGCUACGACGGUCGCAAACCUCUUCAAAUCCACUCCAUUGUUGUGCAGAGCGAGCGGCUGAAGAAAGUCCUCGGAGAAGUACUCGAUGGCUAUCCAGGCGUGACCAUGACCUUGGAACGAGUGGAAUUCCGCAGUCCUUUCAAGCCUUUCGUUCAUCGAUGGGAGCGAUUUGCGAGUGCGCGUGACCAGGAGCUAGACUCGAGGAGCUACGGGAUACGAUUGCCCGUAAAAAUGAUCCUUGUGCUCAACGGUGUCGUCACCCACGAUCUGCUCUGGACCAUCUUCGAGCCCGAGGAUGAGAUCUUCAGUAUGGUUGGCGGUCGCCCCCGAGCCUUUCGGUUCAAGUCAGGAGAGACAAAUUGUCGGACCGGCGCAUUUGAUCUUGAAGCCCAAUACAUUGAUUUCGACGGUGAGGACUUCGGUUUCCGCGACAAGGACUUCGAAGUGGUACCGUUUGGUGGCACCAUGCCCAUCACGGCUCUUCCGGUGUUUCCCCUAAGACAUCAUAGUGACCAGAUAUCCAUUCGUGACGCCUUGAUCGCUCGUGGAGCAGUCUGGGAGACUUACAAGGGGUAUCAUUUCAAGUAUUACGAAGGCCUGGCUGUUGGUCGGUACAUGAGAAGGGAAUUCAAGUUCAACAUCAAAAGCCGCAUCAUCAUCGACGCGGAGGCAUUCAACACCUUCAACCCAGACGAGUCUGUCUCAGUGUACCCUACUUGUGGAAAGGAACUUACUGAUGACGAGCGACUGCUGGCCGCUCCCACUUUGCGUGGAUAUUCGCUCAAAGAGAAACGGUGGCUGGAGUUCAAUCUUGACAGUGUCAAGGAGAUCGUGUGGGAUGCACAAGCCUUCGAUUCCCUGGUACUGCCGCAGGAUCAACAGGAUCUCAAGACACUGAUUCUGGCCUUUGCCAACGCGCAGUCCAAACAAGCGGAUUCGUUUGACGACGUGGUCCAGGGCAAAGGGCGCGGAAUCAUCAUGCAACUGAGCGGGCCGCCGGGUGUCGGUAAGACACUCACUGCGGAGAGCGUUGCCGAAGUGAUGAAGGUACCGCUGUAUGUGAUGAGCGCGGGAGAUCUAGGGACUUCGGCCUCGAGGGUAGAGGAGGCGUUGAAGGAUAUCCUUCGGAUGGUUCCCAAGUGGGGAGCAGUGCUUCUGCUCGAUGAAGCGGAUGUGUUCAUGGAAGCCCGCAACUCAACGGACUUGUGGAGAAAUGAGCUGGUGUCGAUCUUUCUACGCAUGCUGGAGUAUUACGAGGGCAUCCUCUUCCUCACUACCAACCGCGCUGGGAACAUUGAUCCAGCUUUUGAAUCUCGAAUCCACGUCUCCAUCGUCUACCCAGAUUUGGACAUGACUUCCCGUCGCCAUAUCUGGCAGCAGUUCCUGACUCGCACUGCAGGGACUGAACAAUUCUCCGACGAACAGCUGGAGACCUUGGCCGGGGUGUCGUUGAAUGGCAGACAGAUCAAGAAUGUGCUCAAGACAGCCCAUUUGCUGGCAUGGUCGCAGGAGAAGCCGCUUGCUUACGAGCAUUUACAAACAGUACUCAAGCUCAGGGAGGCUACGUUGCCUACUGCAAAUGGGGUUUGA